GCACCUCUGCAGGAUGAGUAAAUUAGCUAGCUAGCUAGCUGGCUAAAACAUGUAACGUUAACCUCUUUGGUGUAGCUAGCCCUUAGGAUGGGAAGUGCAUGCUACUAGCUAGUAUAGGGCAUUGAUGUAUUAAGAUAACAGUAAAGUUAGCUAGCUAACACAAUUAAAAAAAAAAUGGUAAUGUUAACGUUGCGUACAUUGUACCUAGCUACAUUAGUACGUUGGUUAAAAACUAGCUAGCCUAUAACUCCCUAACAAUCAAACGUUGCAGUUAACCGAAUAACUGAACCGUUAACGUUGACGUGUUCAGCCCCGACAAACGCGAAAUUAAAAUGAAACGGUAGUGCGUUGAACACCUUCAUGUGUGCGCGAGCGCAGCUGUCUUUUUAAUACCACGAGUUGGUUUAGCUACACCAUAAACAGGUUUAGAUACACGCCGCUGCUGAUUGGGUAACACCUCUGACACCCAGCAAAAGAAGGAAAAUCACUGGGGGAAAGACAUGCCUCGUCAAUUUCCGAAGGUAACUCUGAGUGAGGCAGAGAAGGAGACACAACUGCUAGCAGAGAAAGUAUAUGCAUCAGCGCUAAAGGAAGAAGACAACAAGGAUGCCUUGUCAAUGUUCAACGUGCCUGAGGACUGCCCAAUUGGCCUCCAGCAAGCCAAGGAACAUGAACUACUUAAGGAGCUGGCAGAGCAACAGUCAGAGGAGAGUACCAAGAGGAAAAAAAGCUUGAAGAUGAUUCGUUCCCAGUCAAUGUCCCUGCAGAUCCCAGUGAAUACAGAUGGUAUGCGGUCAGUGUCAGUCACGCCAUACCUGUCCCCCAGCUCCACCUGCUCAUCACUGCCAGAAAACUGCCCUGAUUACCAGAGGGUCACUAUUAGUGGUGAUUACUGUGCUGGAAUCACAGUGGAGGACUAUGAACAGGCAGCCAAAAGUCUGUUUAAGGCUCUGCUUAUACGCGAGAAAUACUCAAAGCUGGCCUAUCAUAGAUUCUGCAGAACCACAGCCCAGUUCCUCCGCAGCGCUGAGAACGUGAGAUGGAGCGAAGAAGAUGAGGUUCUACCAGAUAUGUGCCCAUGUCCAACAGAUGGGGAAGAUCCCUACAGUAUGGAGAACAUCCCUGAGAAUCUGAACUAUGAACUAAAGAUGAAGGAUGGGAUAGUGUAUGUGUAUGACAAUGCCCAGGCUUUGAGAGAAAACCAGCCCAAUGACCUUCCUUACCCUGACUUAGAGACCUUUGCCAUAGACCUCAGUCAUGUGCUGGCAAUGAUUGCAGAUGGACCCACGAAGACCUACUGUCACAGACGACUAAAUUUCUUGAGUUCAAAGUUCUACCUCCAUGAUAUGCUCAAUGAGAUGGCUGAGCUAAAGGAACUGAAAAGUGUGCCUCACAGAGAUUUCUACAAUGUUAGGAAGGUGGACACGCAUAUUCAUGCAGCUGCCUGCAUGUCUCAGAAACACCUGCUGACCUUCAUCAAGGAAACAUAUAAGACUGGUGCUGACCGUAUGGUGUUGGAAAAGGCUGGACAAAAGAUGACUCUCCAGCAGGUUUUCCACAGUCUCAAUAAGGACCCCUAUGACCUUACUGUGGACUCUCUGGAUGUGCAUGCUGGGAGACAUACCUUCCACCGGUUUGACAAGUUCAAUUCGAAGUAUAAUCCAGUGGGAGCCAGUGAACUUCGAGAAAUCUUCCUGAAAACAGACAACCUCAUAAAUGGAGAGUAUUUUGCUCGCAUCAUAAAGGAAGUGGCCCAUGACCUGGAGGGGAGUAAGUACCAGCAUGCAGAGCCACGCCUUUCCAUCUACGGACGCUCUCCAGAGGAGUGGGACAGUCUGGCUAAGUGGUUUAUUCACCACAAAGUAUACUCUCCAAACAUGAGGUGGAUCAUUCAAGUGCCCAGAAUAUAUGAUAUUUUCAAGGCAAAGAAGCUGGUACCUAAUUUUGCCAAGAUGCUGGAGAACGUAUUCCUUCCUCUAUUUGAGGCCACUGUUAACCCACAGAAGCACAAACAACUUCAUGUGUUUCUCAAAUAUGUGUCCGGGUUCGACAGCGUAGACGAUGAGUCCAAACACAGCGAUCACAUGUUCUCCUUCAGGAGCCCAAAGCCAGAACAGUGGACUGCAGAUGACAACCCUCCCUACAGCUACUACAUCUUCCACAUGUAUGCAAACAUCAUGGUCCUCAACAACCUCAGAAAAGAGCGUGGACUGAGCACUUUCCAGUUCCGUCCCCAUUGCGGAGAAGCUGGAUCAAUCACUCACUUGGUCUCUGCCUUUCUCACAUCAGACAACAUCUCACAUGGACUCAACUUGAAGAAGAGCCCUGUGCUGCAGUACCUGUACUACCUGGCCCAGGUGCCAAUUGCAAUGUCGCCACUCAGCAACAACAGCCUGUUCCUGGAAUACUCCAAAAAUCCUCUCCGAGAGUUCCUGCACAAAGGCCUGUGUGUGUCCCUGUCCACAGAUGAUCCCAUGCAGUUCCACUACACCAAGGAGCCACUCAUGGAAGAGUACGCUAUCGCAGCUCAGCUGUGGAAGCUCAGCACCUGUGAUGUGUGUGAAAUAGCCAGAAACAGUGUGCUGCAAAGUGGACUGUCUCACCAGGAAAAGAGGCACUUCUUAGGAGAGAACUACCUGAAAGAUGGACCUGAAGGGAACGAUAUCCGUCGGACCAACGUCGCCCAGAUCCGCAUGGCCUACAGACACGAGACACUGUGCAAUGAACUCAGCUUCAUAGUCGAUGCAGUGAAGUCUGAAGCUAUGAAUUCCCAGUAUGAAUAAAAUGGACCUCGCGUUAGACAGAAUCCAAGCAUGCUGAGCUCUCAGUAAUCACCAUUUACCUUUAUUUUUGAAAAGUGCCAGUGAGUGAAUGUGAUGAUUACAUGAAAAAUACAAUAUCCUGCCAAUCAAAAAGCAAUGCUUAGCUGGUCACAAGUUCAUAAGGAGUUUGAUAAAGUGAAGACGCAUGCUUUGGAUGACUGAUGGCACUUUGCUUCUCAAAGGUUUAGACAAAAGCUGUGGGGGUCCAGGCUUGUGUGAAAUACAUUCACACACUUGUCAUUACACAAACCCACAAUGUAUAAACAAUUGUACCUUACACUCCAUUUUGUGAUGGGGGUAUGCCAUAGAAAUAGUUUGAAACUUGACGUUUUUCAGUUACUGUAUACACUGUUCAUCAGACACAAGGACACUUGUGGUUGAGAGUGUUACAUAAUGUUAGCCUAGAUGACCGAUAACAGAUGAUGUCUGGUACAUUUCCUCUGUCUCUCCCUUAAUUAGCUUGUUUUAAAGAGGUUUGGAAGAUAUCAGUAUAUUAAACUUUUGGGAGAUACAUCAGUUCAUAAUGGCACAAUGCUUGAAAUUGUUGUAGAAAUGUUGCAUUUACAUGUAUGUUCAUUAUUUGAAGCAACAAACAGUAUGUUAAAAGAAUAAAAUGUCUUCAGUC
Perca fluviatilis (European perch) is the source of this 3447-nucleotide messenger RNA. RefSeq names its product adenosine monophosphate deaminase 3a (gene ampd3a). Gene Ontology annotation, biological process: AMP metabolic process; IMP salvage. Gene Ontology annotation, molecular function: AMP deaminase activity. Gene Ontology annotation, cellular component: cytosol. Bases 501 to 2783 code for a protein of 760 amino acids. Lineage: Eukaryota; Metazoa; Chordata; Actinopteri; Perciformes; Percidae. The transcript has 15 exons. The record is from RefSeq and is a predicted model, not a curated record.